AUGAAACUGUUGGGUUCACAUAAGAACGUUGUAUCCAUGGUUGGAUGCUGCACGCUUCAGGAGAACAUGUUCCUGGUUAUAGAAUACGUUCCCAGUGGUGACCUGCUGACGUGGCUACGCCGCAGAAGAAAAAAGGUAUAAAGGACAUGAACAAUUAUACAAUUAGUUUAUAACGAAAUUAUCAAGAAACAGAUAUAGGGAGGCAAUAUUACGAAUAUAUUUUGGUACUAUCAGAACAUUUUGUACAACUUAUUUAAGCAACUGCAGUUACUUCAAAAUUAUAAAAGCAUUUAAUGAUAAUACUAACAAUAAUAAUUAUAUUAUUAUUAUUAUUAUUAUAAUUUUAAACGUGUUUUAUCCUUGGGUGUAACAAUGAUAGGGGUGGUAUUAAAAUCCUCCUUACGAAUCUUAGUCCAUAAAACCUGGUGUGCCUUUAAUUAGGGGCCGUAAUCUAGUAUGGAGAUAACAACUUUUUUACUGUAGGAUCGCUUGAAGCCAUGCAGACGUAAAGUACGGUUUUUGUUACUUGCUUGAUGUUUAGAUCGAAGAACUUCAAGCUACCGAGAGAUGUUAUGCUGACAAAGAGGUUCUGAAAGAUCAGGGAGAGACCAGAGAUCAUGUAGGCUUGUAUAUAAACUGUAGUCUAACUUUCCAUACUAGCUCUGUCUUAAAUGGUCUAUCGAAGAUAGAGCUACAAUAGCUUUGGUUGACCUAUUGUAGCUAUCUAAUCUACCCAUCCGAUUGUUGUUGAAUGGUUUGCACGUAACGUAAUCAUACUUCAAAAUAAAGAAUUAUUUAUCCUUCUGAGUUUCAAUUUAGUGAACUAUUAGAGCAGCUGAACACGUGUGUUUCUACAAAGUUUCAGUUCGAAAGGGUUCUUCAUUUUGUGACAGAAUACGUUUGAAUAUUUUAAUAUAUUGCGUGACGCGACAAUAAUGGGGCAGCAAAAGCUGUCACGUAACUGUAAGUUAAAGAGUGACAUAUCUUUUUUUAGAUUUUUUUUUAUCUGAACAGUCCUUGUUUUUUGAAUAAGUAUUAAGUUUAAUGUUUAUGAGCUGUCUUGAGAUGAGUACUCGCUUUAUGGCAAUGUUUCUUUUAGUUUUCGGUCGCCAUAUCUGUGUUCCUUAGUGGGACGCCAACAUGGCUGGCGUCUCAAAACAAACCUCUAUAAAUUUGGGUAACACAUAUCUCCGAAUACCUCGAAAACAAAAAAACUGCACAGCCCUGAAUCUUAGCAAGGGUUUUCGCAUAUCCCUUAGAUUCCUGAUCGAAUUUAUUCAUUUUCACACAGGUCAGUAAACUUGCUAAGAAACUCAUGCUUACCUCCAUCGAUCCAUCGAUGUUAAGUUUAUCUUCGAUAGUGCACGUUUAGGGUCGGUUCAGCUCCGAAAAUAUUCUCCAAACAGCAGAUGUCGCCCUUCGAGUUGUCUUCUUGCUGUUCUUGCCAUGUUUUUAGUUAUUUUUUUUACCUAGUUCUUGCUCUUGAAACGAGUGAAAUGUCCGCCAUUUUUCAAGUUCACAACCAAAACAACUCAACCUUGUCCCCAGGUCUUCUCGGUUAACGGUGCAUUAACCCGCAAGAACGCUGCAUUUUUGACGUCAUUUCCUCGCUAAACACAAAAUUCUUCCACAUUUGGUCAUCGGUAACUGGUUAUGGUGAAUUAAAUGUGUGCUUUUAGCCAAUCAGAAUCGGGGAAAUAUUUUGAAUGAAUAAUAAUCGAUAAAGAGCGAUUGAUUAAAUUGAAAAUCGAUAAAAAUUAAUAGGGGAAAAAGUUGUUGCUAAUCGAUAAUUGUCGACUUUACUCGAUUUUUAUCGAAGUUUCCGAUUUUAAUCGGCCGCUUACUUAAUUAGGUUAACUUUGGCGAAGAUCGUUGUUUCCGAACAUAAGUACAUUAUUUAUGUGGCUUUGGACGGUUAAAUUUGUAGCGAAAUAGAGUACCGAAGUGUGACGUCAUAGAAAAUGAAAUUUGUGAAAUUAUGGGAUUUGUUAAGAUAUUCCGAAAGAACAACGUCCAAGACGCCUACUCGCCAAAAAUUAGCAAUUUGGGGCAGAUUGUCUCUGAGAUAUUAACCCAGUUAUACUCCGAUGACUCCAUACAAAUCCCUCUAAAUCUUACCUGGUUCCUAAUCUUAUGAACCAAGCCAAAUUUAGAAGGAUUUGUAUGGAGUCGUCACAGCAUGACUGGGCUAAUAUCUCAGAGACAAUUUGCCCCGAAUUGCUAAGUUUUGGCGAGUAGGUGUCUUGGACGUUGUUCUUUCAGAGUAUCUUAACAAAUCCCAUAAUUUCACAAAUUUCAUUUUUAUGACGUCAUCACUUCGGUACUCUAUUUAUUUCACAAAUUUAACUCAAUAUUCUUACUAAACAUUUUCGGCCAAUCGACAGGAUAAAAAAGAGUUAUAAACAACUGUUUUGGCUUGCUUGCACUGGAAACUGUUCAAGUUGAACCCUACAAUGUAGAUAUAGUUCAAGUGGUGAGGAUAAUGUUCAGUGCACAGUUUUUCAGCAAGACCCUUAAAUUGUUUCCUCAAAAAGGAUAUUGGAAAGGAUCAUUUAAAUCGUUCUGUAAAUAUGCAAAACAAAGUAGAUAAUGAACUCCGCAAUUAAAUGGAAAGAGAAGUAGCAUGACCAUAAAACAUGAUAAAAAUGUGAGAGAAAAUCAUCAUUUAAAACAGAAAACAUCUGCGUGUGGCUAAAAUAAUUUUCUUUAAAAUAAUGCAUUAUUAGGUUUUGAACCUGAGAGGCAAUCGAUAAUAUCGUUAAAAUAGUUAAAAACGAUAGUGUUGACAAUUGAUUUUCUGAUAUCGGUUUUUAUCGAUUGCGCUAGUCAGGUGAAUACGCAAAAGUUGUCUCUUUAUUUAAUGAUCUGGGAACCGCGAAGCGCCUCUUUAUGGAAGAAUUAGUUAACUAUAAAGACGUUUAGAAAAAUCAGAGAGAGGUUUGGGGAUCAAGUAGGCUUAUCACAAGACUAAAUUUGGUAUUGAAUAUUUUACUGAUCAGGCCUACUAAAGAUCCAGCUGACCCUCACUGGUUUGUCGUUGUGGUUUUGCCUUCAGAAGUGUUUCUUAUACCACAAAACAUGAUAUAGGAAAAAGUUGUUGGUAAUCGAGAAUUAUUGACUUUAAUCGAUUUUUAUCGAAGUUGUCGAUUUAAUCGGCGCUUACUUAAUUAGGUUAACUGCGUGACGCGGCAUUUACAUGGUAGCCUGCGAUAAAGCUCUCCAGGGCGCUCUGGCGGCGGGGCGGGGAAAGGAAGGAGAGCUUGCAACUACGUCUCUGGAAUUUGAAUUCUACCUCCAAUUCGCCUGUGGCUCCCCGUCGACUGAGCUGUCAGAUUUCCAACAAUCAGCGCGAAGCGGAAAAGAGCGCGAUUGUAAACAAAAAACACGUGCCAAGGGUAAUGGCGUCAUUACUAAUGUCAUCUCCGCCAAUCAGCAUUUCGCAUCGACUUAUUCAUUUUCCAGAGACGUAGCUACAAGAUCUCCUUCCUUUUGCCGCCGAGCCGCCAGACCACCCCAGAGAGCUUGCUCGCAGGCUAUUUACAUGGCGCAUGAGAGACCUCCCAUUGGGGCUGAAAAAAUGACUCUGUUGGGGGGAUUUUGCUAUCUGAAUGGUCAUUGUAUUAAUGUCAAAGUUAAUGAGUUCCUCAGGGGAUGAAUUCACCCUUAAGUAGCACAACUCCUUGACACAUGUUUCUGUUGGUUUCCGGCCGCCAUGUUAGUGACCAUCCUGAUGGGCACCAACAUUGCGUCUCCAUAUAAAGCUCUAUAGAUGUAGGUAAAAAAGUUCUCCGAAUUUCUCGCACAUGAAAAAUUGUACCGACCUGAGUCUUGGCAAGGGCCUUUGUAUAUUUGCCUUCUUUCAUUUCUCAGAUUCUAGACUUUAUCUAUUACACGGGUUUGAUUUUUAUUUUUAAUAGCGUGACAGUGAAAACCUGCAAUAGCGUUACAUUUUUUCUACAUGUAAAUGUCAUCGCCAUUUUCUUUAAUAAUUUAGAAAAGUUUGGCUGAUGAGUAUGAAGUUAAGGAGGAUCAACAUUCUAUACACCAAGACCAAGAAGACAUUGCAGUGUCUCCGCAACAAAGCAACAAAGAUGCCGUUCUUGAAGUGAUUCCAUCGACUUCCACGGAAGUAGAUGUAAGACGAAAACAAAAACACCAUAAUAAUUACUUAUUCACUAAUAAAGAAGAAUUUGCCUCUAGGGCGCCUUAUUUUGCUUACGUUUCGCGUUAGAAGGACACAACAUGAUCUUGGUUUUCCUGUGCCACUAAUGUGUUUCGUCGAUAGUGUACCUUUUCUGCGCUGUCUUGGAUUUACGUUUCAGCGCCUUGUUUUCAUUCUCGUGAGCUAUUUUCAGUUGCGGGCUUGUGACUUCCAUCGUCUAGUAAAAUGGUGUGUUUGUUGUUUUUAGUCAGUAGGACGUGUAUCAGCAGGUGGCCGAGGCUUUCUGGGUAAACAUCAAACUGUGGGCAUGGAUUUUCAUCCUAGACUUGAAAACAGUACCCUGGACCCAAAGUAAAUUUUAUCUACCUCUAGACUGGUCACUUUGAAGUUACUUUUAAUAGAUAAUACUUAUAUAUUCUGUGGCUCUUGUCUGGCUCAAGCAAAUUAUGUUAUUUUUAUCUUUUUAUCCGUUAGUUACUUAUUUACUAACAAGGAAAGUAAUUACUUGAAAGCUGUGCUGUUUCAAGCUAAACCAAAAAUUUGAUAGUUUUUUAUCAAUUUAAUUAGGGUGAGGAAUUCAAAGGGACUGACAAAGAACUUCUAACCAGGCCAACGACAUCACUAGGAAAACCUCAUGCUUCUGCAAUGCCACUUUCAAUUGAAAACCUAGGGGAGUCAGACGAGGAUCCUUGUGACGAAGAGGAGAACUUUUCCCAACAAAUGUUUUCACUUGCCUGGCAAAUAGCUGAAGGAAUGGUAAUUAUCUUUGUUUUCUGGAUAAUGUUGCUGGGAUUCUGAUUCUGAGUAUAACUUGGAAAGAAGAAUUCGAAAGUCAAUAUUUUAUAAACAUGAAAUAGAUGGGAUAAAUAUAUUGGCUGUUUUUCUAGAUAUGAGUACAUUAAAAUGGCUUAUAUGGAAAAAAAUUUCUUUUUGGUCGACCCAGUUUUGGCUAAAUUCGUUUCGUUAUGCAUCUAAACGUAAAUAUUUGGAUCAGAUUAGUGCCGAUAUUUACUUUUCAUUUGUAUUUUUUCAUCUAUACUUAACUGCUUAGUGUUCAGCAGGUGGCCAAGGCUUUCUGGGUAAACAUCAAACUGUGGGCAUGGAUAUUCAUCCUAGACUUGAAAACAGUACCCUUGACCCAAAGUAAAUUGUAUCUAGCUCUCGACUGGUCACUUUGAAGUUACUUUUAAUAAAUAAUACUUAUAUAUUCUGUGGCUCUUGUCUGGCUCAAGCAAUUUACCGUAGAAUUCCGAAAAUAAGCCCCUCCAUGUAUAAGCCCCUCCAAAUAUAAGCCCCCCAAAAUCGUAACGCAAAAAACCCUCCGUUAAAUCGCCCCUCCAAAUAUAAGCACCCCGGGGGGCUUGUACUUGGAAUUUGCCCCCGAAUACGAAGUAAAGCAAAGCAAAAAUGGUAAAUUUUCUUCCUACUACAAGCUAGCCCAAUCGUUUUGAAACGCAAAUUUCCCUCCGUGGAUAAGCCCCUCCGAAUAUAAGCCCCUCCAAAAAUAAGCCCCUCAAAAAGGGCCUUUGAAAAAUAUAAGCCCCAGGGCUUAUUUUCGGAAUUUUACGGUAUGUUAUUUUUAUCUUUUAUCCGUUAGUUACUUAUUUACUAACAAGGAAAGUAAUUACUUGAAAGCUGUGCUGUCUCAAGCUAAACCAAAAAUUUGAUAGUUUUUUAUCAAUUUAAUUAGGAUGAGGAAUUCAAAGUGACUGACAAAGAACUUCUAACCAGGCCAACGACAUCACCAGGAAAAACUCAAGCUUCUGCGAUGCCACUUUCAACAGAAAACCUUGAGGAGUCAGGCGAGGAUCCUUGUGACGUAGAGGAGAACUUUUCUACCAAACAACUGUUUUCAUUUGCCUGGCAAAUAGCUAAAGGAAUGGUAAUUAUCUUGUUUUCUGGAUAAUGUUGCUGGGAUUCUGAUUCUAAGUAUAACUUGGAAAGAAGAAUUCAAAGUCAAUAUUUUAUAAACAUGAAAUAGACGAGAUAAAUAUAUUGGCUGUUUUUCUAGAUAUGAGUACAUUAAAAUGGCUUAUAUGGAAAAAAAUUUCUUUUUGGUCGACCCAGUUUUGGCUAAAUUCGUUUCGUUAUGCAUCUAAACGUAAAUAUUUGGAUCAGAUCAGUGCCGAUAUUUACUUUUCAUUUGUAUUUUUUCAUCUAUACUUAACUACUUAGUGUUCCGCGUACCCCGUUAUUAUGUUUUGAGAUCAUUUUAAUCGUUUUUUCGUUGCUUAUUCGUUAUUAGAAUCAUCUCGCCGAAAACAAUCUUGUUCACAGAGACCUUGCUGCCCGUAAUGUUCUUGUUGGCCAUGACAACCAGAUCAAAGUGUCAGACUUUGGGUUGAUGAGACAAAUCUAUGAAGAUGUGAGCAGCUCAGCGAAGUCCAGAAAACUUCCUGUAAAGUGGAUGGCCCCUGAAUCACUUUAUCAAGGGGUUUACACGACCAAAAGUGAUGUGUGAGUGAUGAAUUUUCCCGCUCCAUUGACAAGGGAACUAUUGAAACUCUUCUACUGAAUCACUUCUCAGAAUUGUAGUUGCCUUCAAAAAUUACAGAAGCAUAUAACUCUGAAGCGCCUAAAUCCCCUUAUUUUUUAUAACCAUGUUAGGGUUUUUAGUCGUCCAAUUAGAAGCACGGAAAAUUGUUUGCCCAAAUAUGGAAUCAUUGUAUUGAAGGCAUCUCUGUCUAAAUAUAUAGCUGCCAAAAACGGAUUCUUCCAGUCCUUAACAGUUUUCCAAUUACAUCCAAAACUCAAGAGUACACGCAUUUUUGGGCUCCUCCGUAGGCAGUAGACAAUCUAAAUGCCGUGAAUCUGUACAUAUUUAUAACCUCUUUGGUUUUCCUCAUAGUUGGUCUUUUGGUGUUGUUCUUUGGGAAAUGGCUACCUUGGGUGAGUGGACAGUAAUUUUGUAGUUUAUAGUUGUCAUGUUAAAUUUGAGGUGACUGACAAAUCAAAAAAACAUUUUUCAUGGUCUAUGACUCUUAUCGACCGUAGAAAUUAUGUCAAAAUGUUGAAAACUCAUGCACGACCAGCAGGAUACUGGUUUUACACUGAAAAGUUUUGAGCUCUCCAAGGGAAUUAAGGGGACCGUGCCUUAACCCAUCUUCCCCGUUUUGCCAUGGUGGGAUGUGGCUUAACUGUUACGAUUGUUAUCAAGGUUACUGCUACCAGGAAGGGCGAAAACAAUGUUAUAUAAUGUUUCAUUUGCGGCAAGUUGGAAUUUUCUUGUUUGAUCUGGGCUCUGUUUUAAUUGAUUAAGUGCUGUGAGACAAGUACAUCUACUAGAUGAUAACCGUACAUGACAAUACAUAUUUUAAUCUGUCAAAUUUAAAAAUUUGCGAGCAUUUGAUGACUGGAUUCGAGAAGCCUUAUUGUUAAUCACCCUGUCUUCUUUCAUUACACAUUUAACUGCAUUGGCUGUAUAUCAGACCUCCAUUCAAUCAACCAUUUUUGCAAAAUGGCCUUAUAGAGUUUAUAUGAGGAGAAUUGACAAUCGACUAAGGCAUCUUUAAUAGAAAUGUAUCUAACGGAAAAUUGCAUGUAUUCAGUUGCUGAUAUGUAAUCAUUUGUAUUCUUUCUCGCAAUCGUCAGGAGGCGUACCAUACCCCACGCUGACCAACUCAGAGUUGUAUCGACUGCUCGGUACUGGUUAUCGCAUGGAAAGGCCUGACAUGUGCUCCGAUGACGUGUACGUUUCUUGAUUAGAGUGGUCUUAGAUUUAACAAAAAGAUUCGAUUUUUCUGUGCGUCUGCUCUGUUACAUUUCACACCGAACGGUGCAGCAUACGAAUUCGUCAAAUAUUUUAACGCCUUCUUUGAUCAUAUUAAACUGAAUGACCAGACGGACGGCAAUGGAAAACUUUUGAUGGGAUCCUCACUCUUUGAACAAGGAAACCCUCCAUUAGCUUUAUGGUCACUAAAGGCAUCAUUAGUAGUGAUAAGUUGAUCUCUUUCCUGGGGUCGGGGGGAGUACUCCCUGUACUGGGGAGGCACCCCCCAAAAGGGGUACUACUCUCAGUCUUCUGGUGUAGGAAUUUUGCUAGUCUAAGUAUAUGAAAGGGUAGGGAAAUCAACAUUUCGGUCUGUAAAAUGACAUAAGAGGACCAGAUAAGAUUUUUUGGCUGUAAAAAAGUCGAGAAAAUUUUCUAGUUUGUUAUUUGUUCAUAUUUAAAAGGAAGUGCAUUUUUCAGCAAUUAAAAGGGAUAAAGUUAAAGUUCUUUUCUGUCAAAAAUGAUACUCAAAAGGAUAAGGGGUUGGACCGCUGGGCAGAGCUUUACAUAAUAAUGGCUGAAUGAAGGAAUGGGGAAUCACGUGAUAACCCAAACGUUCCAAGAGCCCAUUUUAAUGGGCUUUACGUUGAAGCUUCACCCAAAGGAGUACCUUUUUAGGCCACAUGUAUAUGGAAAGGUAGGAAUUUCACGAGCUAAAAUGUUUGAAAUGGUAGGAAAUUUUCUAACUUCGGUAAUUUACAUCAAAAGAUAUGUUAAACAGAUGUACCUGUAUUGUAUGCUUAAUGUUAAGGGCUUAAUGGCUUGAAAAGUGAAGAAGUCGUACCAUUUUUCAGGGCAGGCAGGAAAGGAAUGUAUACGAAAGAGGUAUCUAUUCUUUCAAAAAUGCUGUAUAAAAAGGAUUGGGCCUCACUGUGGAGCCUUCCUGUAAACUCAUGAAGCUAAGAAGCCUAUAUAUCCGGCUAAAAAAAUUUCCUUCAUUCCAAUAGACCUCUUUCGCCUGAAUGUUUUGUUUUCCCAAUACAGGUCAUGUCUAACGGUCAAAUUCCCCUGGGACCUCUUUUGGCAAACCAAAACAUACAAGCUAUAAAGAGGUCUUUUGACACUGCCUAAUAAUUGACUGGAGCUCUAGUAAGCAUUGAAUGGUUCUUUUUUUUCUCCAUUCAUAACAGAUAUGAGCUGAUUACUGACUGUUGGAAUGAAGACCCUUACAUUCGUCCCAGUUUCUACCGUUUGAUCGAAAAACUGGAGGCGAUAAUGGAAAGGGAUGCACCAUAUUUGAAUGUAAACAAACACAAUGAAUAUCAUCCGUAUUACAACAUGCCACCUGAAGCUAGUUCUGAUUAAUAUGGAGAAGAAGGAGCAUCCCCAAUAAUCGGACAGUUUAAGACGG
Porites evermanni is the source of this 9282-nucleotide messenger RNA. The record is from the annotation of a GenBank genome assembly. Lineage: Eukaryota; Metazoa; Cnidaria; Anthozoa; Scleractinia; Poritidae.